Molecule: messenger RNA, 3790 nt
Organism: Amphibalanus amphitrite
Lineage: Eukaryota; Metazoa; Arthropoda; Thecostraca; Balanomorpha; Balanidae
Product: probable chitinase 10
Exons: 18
Coding region: 1-3243 (1080 amino acids)
Biological process (GO): carbohydrate metabolic process; chitin catabolic process
Cellular component (GO): extracellular region
Molecular function (GO): chitin binding; hydrolase activity, hydrolyzing O-glycosyl compounds
Source: RefSeq, a predicted model, not a curated record
AUGGGAAGACCCAUGUCCUGCCUGCCCCGCCUACGCACAGCAGAGUACCGCCGGCCGCCGGAGACUGCAACAGUGGGUAUCACGGUAACACGCGGACCGCGUCGAGACUGCAACGAGACACAAGAGGGUAACCCCAUUGCGGGACGCCCGGAAGAUGUUAAACAUCCAACAGAACAAAAAGCUAGCGCAGAACAGAAUCACAAGGGUCUGCCGGUAUAUAGGGUCGUCAAACAACGUCGAAGACGACCUGGAAACUCUGCUACCGCAGCUAAAUCUCCCCAUGAUGCUCAAAGGGAACGCGUCCCGAACACUUCUUCUGUCCAAACCCACGAACGGAGACGCAAGAAGAAAGAUCGGUCUGGUUACCGAUCCCCCAGUAGAUCUCAAGUCACCGGCGGGCCCAGAUCGGGAGCUCCAUCGUCCCCUUUGCCAGAUGACAAAGAGGGACGGAAAAUCGUCUGCUAUUACACCAACUGGUCGCAAUACAGGCCUGGAUUGGGGAGGUUUCUACCGGAGAACCUGGACCCGUUUCUCUGCACCCACAUCGUGUUUGCAUUCUCGUCCAUGAGUGAGAACCGUCUCUCACCAUUUGAGGAGAACGACCUUACGAUGUCGGACGGCGGGCCAGGCCUCUAUGAGCAGGUCACCGCCCUGAAACAGGUCAACCCGAGACUGCGCGUCCUGCUGGCACUUGGUGGGUGGUCGUUCGGCACGAAAAAGUUCAGAGAUAUGACCAGGAAUCGGUACAACCGGCGUACAUUUGUCUAUAGCGUGGCACCUUACCUGCGCGACAAGAACUUCGACGGCCUCGACUUCGACUGGGAGUAUCCCAAGGGCGCCACGGACAAGAAUAACUUCGCUCAGCUCUGCAGAGAACUCCGUGAGUCGUUCGAAGAGGAGGCGGAACAGAGCGAUCUGGAGAGGUUACUGCUGACUGCUGCCGUGCCCGUCGGACCUGACACUGUUCGACGGGGGUAUGACGUCAGAGAACUGGCCAGACACUUGGACCUGUUCCACCUCAUGGCGUACGACUUUCACGGUCAAUGGGAGAGCCAGGCUGGCCACCAUUCUCCGCUGAACGCCCCACUUAGAGACGUGGCCCAUCGCCGUCAGUUAUCCGUUAACGCUUCCGUGCAUAUGUGGAUGGAUAUGGGGGCGCCGGCACAUAAAAUUGUACUCGGGGUGCCCACAUAUGGUCGCAGUUUUACUCUGGCCACCACCACGAACACUGGAGUCAACGCCCCGACGCGCGGCGGUGGAAUUCCCGGACCGUACACGAAUGAAGAGGGCAUACUCGCUUAUUAUGAGAUCUGUCAGCGUCUUCACUCCGGUGCCGUCUACAUUUGGGACCACGAGAUGUCGGCUCCCUACAUAGUCGAUGGCGACCAGUGGGUUGGAUUUGACGACGAACGGUCCGUCAGAAUCAAAAUGGACUUUGUCAAGGAGCUAGGCCUGGCUGGCGCGAUGGUCUGGGCGGUGGAUAUGGACGACUUCACGGCCACUGGAUGUCAGGGAGCCGUCUACCCGCUCAUAACUGCGAUCAGGGAAGAGUUGCUAGGUGUUGCCCGACCUGACCUAGCACCAGACAUCGACUGGUCAGCGGUAGCGGGACGUCCUGUACCUCAAAUACCAACCAACCCGCCGGAACCGCUACUCCCAGUCCUCUCACAACUGAGUGCCGCUGAUAUACUGGCCAUUCUCACCGCACAUGGUAUUAGUCCCGACUCCGCCACUAUUCAAAAGCUCCAGGCACAAGUAGCCAGAGCUCAGACUCCCGCUUCUCCCGCUUACCGCGCUUCCGAGAAUGUUCAGAGACUUGACAACCCUAUCGUCGAGGAAAACUUGGCACCACCGAAGGUUUUCUGCUACAUCACUGAUUGGUCACGAUUCCGACCUGGCCGGGGUCAGUUCCGCCCCCGUGACCUUGACCCUGACCUCUGCACGCACGUGGUUUGGGCGUUCGCGGGCCUGUCCCAAGAUCGGCUGCAGCUGCCAUCGCCUGAUCAGCGACGGUCAGAUCCAGAUAGCGAUUAUCAACAGCUGCUGAGAUUGAAGGAGGUCAAUGCAGAUCUGAAGAUUUUGGUUAGCCUGGGAGGUAGUGUCGUGGAUAAUGAGCAGUUCCGCGAGCUAACCUCCAGCGACUACAGAAUGAACACCUUCGUGUACGACACCGUCGACAGCAUCCGCAGGCUGCGGCUGGACGGACUGGAACUGGCCUGGGAGUACCCCAGCGGUAAUGAAGACAAAGACGCUUACAGUCGGCUGAUUAAAGAGUUCCGGUUGGCGUUCAACAGCGAGGCGUCAGCCAAUGAGAGAGCUCGCCUGCUGCUGACGGCAUCUCUGCCCGGCUUUCCUGCUGACCUUCAGAAUGAGUACAACAUCCAGGAGGUCUCUGAGCACGUGGACCUGUUGAACCUGCUGGCGUUCGAUCUGCACGAUACCCUGGUGGACGUGGUGCGACACGGCGCCCCACUGUUCCCUCUACAGAGCGCGACUCCAAAGGAGCAGCGGUAUCUCAGUGUGGACGGCGCGGCCCGUACCCUGCUCGAAGAAGGAGCAGCCCCAGAGAAGGUGCUCAUUGGCCUGGCAACGUACGGUCGUUCAUUCACGCUCAAACAUGGGGACCAAUACGACAUUGAUGCGCCGCACCUGGGUGCCGGGAAGGCGGGAAAGUUCACAGGCGACCCCGGCUUUGCUGCCUAUUUUGAGAUCUGUGAAUUCCUGGACCAAGAGAACACCACAUUAAUUUGGGACGCUGAGCAGCAAGUGCCGUUUGCUUUCAACGGCGACUACUGGGUUGGAUUUGACGACGAGAAAUCGCUGGAGAAAAAGGUCGAAUGGCUGCGAGAGUUGGGGCUGGGAGGGGUCAGCAUUUGGUCGGCCGACCUGGACGACUUUAGCGGUGCCUGCGGCGGCGGCCGGUACACUCUGAUGUCAGCAGUGCGCGAGGCACUGAGGGGUUACCGCGUGCGAUACACUUAUGACGGGGUGACGGUAACACCUGGUGCUAGAAGCCGCCCUGGAGCGAUUCUUCCAUUGACGGCAGUGGGUGCCGCCGAGCCCGUGACGUGUACCGACGGCGACAAUGACGUCACUUACCACCGUGACCCGCUCGACUGUCGCCACUACUACCUGUGUCAGGGGAGGGUGCGACACCGCAUGCCUUGUCCGAGCGGGCUCGUGUUCAAUGAAGAGCAGUCCGUGUGUGACUGGCCGGAAAAUGUGGAGAGGUGCUGGGGUUGACAGCGCGGCCCCCGCCGUCGGCUGAGAAAUGAUAAUUAUUUCACGUACUUUAUGAACCUACAUGAGCGGAGGAAUGUAGACUACAAAUUGAUAUUGCGAUGUAGUGCCCAAUACUAAAUUGGCCGUUUGUAAAGGGCAUUUUCUUGCUCAUGUCUCUAGAGAAAGUGAUUGCGUGUGCCUGCCUACUCGUGCUGAUUGUAAACGUAUCGAUAGAUCAGUGGUUGGAGACUGCCAGUAUCAAUGCAUUCUUCUCAUAUUUAGAAACCUUCCGCGCUGUACAAAGCUUAUUGCAGUAUGCCUGAUGCCAGUAUAAGUGCCAUUUCUUACAGUUCCAGCGGUAGAUAUUGCCGAUGCAACUGUUGUGCUGCCGUUGACCUUAGGCCAACUUAGUGAUGUUGCUCUACUGUCAUGUAUGUGUGACUUGUAUUGUGCAAGACGUGCGAUAGAUAUAGCUCCUGUGUAUACAUGAUGAAACACGGGGGAGCGCUUGAGUCGCUGCCUGUACCGUACCUUCUGUUGUUUUUCUUUCAUAACGCAAGGUAAGCCU